AUGAAGCUGUUGGUGCUGGGAAUCUCUGUUUUACUGACGGCCGUCACCACAAGCCAGGCAACCAAUUGUACCGCUGAAUUCUGCAAUGUCAUUGACUGUAUGCGUCUAGAGAGAUCACAAUGUAAAGGCGUGUUUAUCGUCAAUGGUGGAGUCUGUGGCUGUUGCAAUGCUUGCUAUGAGGCUAUCGAGCCUGGCCAGCCGUGUCAGCGAUUGGAUCUGAGCAGUCCUCCCACCGCCGUCUGCAAGUCCGGGUAUUUCUGCGACAACGGCAUCUGUCGACCUUAUCUUGGUUGA
This is a messenger RNA of Candidula unifasciata, 294 nucleotides long. The record is from the annotation of a GenBank genome assembly. NCBI's taxonomy places the organism in Eukaryota, Metazoa, Mollusca, Gastropoda, Stylommatophora, Geomitridae.